AUGAAUGGCACCGACAUGAAGAAGGCGGCCAUCAACAAGGCGAAGCAGGUCGCGCAGGCGGCGAACAGCAACGGCGGAAAGAAGCGACGGAAGGGCCAGGACCUGAAGCCGAUAAUCACCACCGAGGGCCAGGGCAACCAGAACGCUUCGCCCGCUGGUUCGACGGGGUCCUUUCAGUACAAUGUGCAGAACGCCAACUCGCCGCUCGCCCAGCACAAGAUGUACGGAAACCAAUUAAGCCACUCGCCCGACUCGUCGUCGUCGUCGGUCGAUGAAGCCGAAAACACAGCCGACGAGGAGGACUCUGAGGACUACUGCAAGGGCGGCUACCACCCGGUCCAGGUGGGUGAGGAGUACAAGGACGGCAAGUACACAAUUGUGCGCAAGCUUGGGUGGGGUCAUUUCUCGACCGUCUGGCUGUCGAGGGAUAACACCAACGGCAAGCACGUCGCCCUCAAAGUCGUGCGCUCCGCUGCGCAUUACACAGAGACCGCGCUCGACGAGAUCAAGCUCCUCAAGAAGGUAGUCGACGCGAACGAGAAACACCCCGGCCGGAAACAUGUCGUCAGCCUACUCGAUUCCUUCAACCACAAGGGCCCCAAUGGUGUUCACGUCUGCAUGGUUUUUGAAGUGCUAGGAGAGAAUUUGUUGGGCCUGAUCAAGAGGUGGAACCACCGGGGUAUACCCAUGCCUCUGGUCAAGCAGAUCACAAAGCAAGUCUUGCUCGGCCUCGACUACCUCCACCGCGAGUGCGGCAUCAUCCACACCGAUUUGAAGCCCGAGAAUGUUCUCAUCGAGAUUGGCGACGUCGAACAAAUCGUAAAGACAUACGUAAAGGAUGAACCAAAGAAGAAGGACAGUGAAGACAGCGUGAGGAACGGCAGGCGGAGACGGAGGACCCUCAUCACGGGAAGUCAGCCGCUCCCUAGUCCGCUCAACGCGAGCUUCAACCACGCCGACAUCUCUAGCUUCCCAGGCAUGGGAGGUCCACAAAGCCUCAACAAGGUCAUGAGCGAGGGUACAGGUAAAGACUCCCCCACGACUAUUCCGAGUCCUCCUUCUUCAUCAGACGGUGUCGUAAUGAGUGGUGCUCUAGCAACUCCAUCCGCUACUCCCAGCCUAUCCAUGGCAGAACGGCUCGGUAUCAAGUCGUCUACCGAAGACGACGCGCAGAAGCAACGGGAAAAGUCCGCCGAUCUUCUUACCAAGGAGGUAUCAGGCAUCAGCCUCGACAAACCCAGCAGCUCGUCCGGCAAGACAGAGCUCGAGCAGCAAGUCGAAAACGCUUUUGAAACCAUUUCAGUUAAGAUUGCCGAUCUUGGAAACGCCUGCUGGGUCGGCCACCACUUUACCAAUGACAUUCAGACUAGACAAUAUAGGUCACCAGAAGUUAUCCUGGGUAGUAAAUGGGGUGCUAGUACCGAUGUCUGGAGUAUGGCCGCAAUGACAUUCGAACUCAUCACCGGCGACUACCUCUUUGACCCACAAUCUGGCACAAAAUACGGCAAAGACGAUGACCACAUCGCACAGAUCAUCGAACUCCUAGGCACCUUCCCGAAGGGUCUAUGCAUGUCGGGAAAAUGGUCUCAGGAAAUAUUCAACCGCAAGGGCGAACUUCGAAACAUUCACCGAUUACGACACUGGGCUCUUCCCGACGUCCUUCACGAGAAGUAUCAUUUCAGCGCCGAGGAGAGUAAGAAGAUUGCCGAUUUCUUGUUACCCAUGUUAGAGCUGUUGCCAGUGGACCGAGCAAAUGCGGGUGGAAUGGCAGGACAUGACUUUUUGAAGGAUACGAAGGGUAUGGAGGGUAUGGAUCUGAAUAUCCCUGUCGGUAGUAAAGGGGAGGGGAUUGAAGGGUGGGCUACGGAGAUAAAGAAGACGCGGUAG
Molecule: messenger RNA, 1887 nt
Organism: Alternaria alternata
Lineage: Eukaryota; Fungi; Ascomycota; Dothideomycetes; Pleosporales; Pleosporaceae
Product: kinase-like protein
Exons: 4
Coding region: 1-1887 (628 amino acids)
Biological process (GO): spliceosomal complex assembly; protein phosphorylation; regulation of mRNA processing
Molecular function (GO): ATP binding; protein kinase activity
Source: RefSeq, a predicted model, not a curated record